Molecule: messenger RNA, 1947 nt
Organism: Manis javanica (Malayan pangolin)
Lineage: Eukaryota; Metazoa; Chordata; Mammalia; Pholidota; Manidae
Gene: SOX3
Product: SRY-box transcription factor 3
Biological process (GO): positive regulation of transcription by RNA polymerase II; brain development; negative regulation of transcription by RNA polymerase II
Cellular component (GO): nucleus
Molecular function (GO): DNA-binding transcription activator activity, RNA polymerase II-specific; RNA polymerase II cis-regulatory region sequence-specific DNA binding
Source: RefSeq, a predicted model, not a curated record
AUGAGACCGGCUCGAGACAACGUAUCAGGUGCUAGCCUGGGGGUUCCUGCUGACUUGGCGCGGAGCGCUUCGGCAAGCCUGCCCUUCCCGCCCGACUCGCCGGCCGACCGGCCCCCAAGCGUUCUUCCGACGGAGUCCCCUGGCCUUUUCACCGUGGCUGCUCCAGCCCCCGGAGCGCCUUCUCCUCCCGCCACUCUGGCACACCUUCUUCCCGCCCCGGCCAUGUACAGCCUGCUGGAGACUGAGCUCAAGAAUACCGUGGGGCCACCCACCCCGGCGGCAGGUGCUGGCGGCCCCGCAGGGCCCGGCGGCGCGGGAAAGAGCAGCGCGAACGCAGCCGGCGGCGCGAACGCAGGCGGCGGCAGUGGCGGCGGCGCGAGCGGCGGCGGCGGCGGCGGGGGCAGCGACCAAGACCGCGUGAAGCGGCCCAUGAACGCCUUCAUGGUGUGGUCCCGCGGGCAGCGGCGCAAAAUGGCCCUGGAGAACCCCAAGAUGCACAACUCUGAGAUCAGUAAGCGUUUGGGUGCCGACUGGAAACUGCUGACCGACGCCGAGAAGCGGCCGUUCAUCGACGAGGCCAAGCGACUGCGCGCCGUGCACAUGAAGGAGUACCCGGACUACAAGUAUCGGCCGCGCCGUAAGACCAAGACCCUACUCAAGAAGGACAAGUACUCGCUGCCCGGCGGCCUGCUGCCCCCCGGCGCUGCCGCGGCCGCCGCUGCCGCCGCCGCCGCCGCCGCCGCCAGCAGCCCGGUGGGCGUGGGCCAGCGCCUGGACACGUACACACACGUGAACGGCUGGGCCAACGGCGCGUACUCGCUGGUGCAGGAGCAGCUGGGCUACGCGCAGCCCGCCACCAUGAGCAGCCCGCCGCCGCCACCCGCGCUGCCGCAGAUGCACCGCUACGACAUGGCCGGCCUGCAGUACAGCCCCAUGAUGCCGCCCGGCGCCCAGAGCUACAUGAACGCGGCCGCCGCGGCCGCCGGAAUGAGCCUGGGCCCCAUGGGCACGGUGGUGAAGACCGAACCCAGCUCACCGCCGCCCGCCAUCACUUCGCACUCGCAGCGCGCGUGCCUCGGCGACCUGCGCGACAUGAUCAGCAUGUACCUGCCACCCGGCGGGGACGCGGCUGACGCCGCCUCGCCGCUGCCUGGGGGCCGCCUGCACAGCGUGCACCAACACUACCAGGGCGCCGGGACUGCCGUCAACGGAACCGUACCGCUGACCCACAUCUGAACGCCAGACCGCGCUCGCCUCCCCUCCGCCCCCACCCCAUCCCGCACCCCCAAGUUGGGACGCCUUGUUGUUUAGCUUUGCUUGCCUGGGACUGUUGCCUUGUACUGAUGAGGGGAGGACAGAAAGUUUUGCUGUAGCUGUCGGGUUUUGUACAAAAGCUAAAAGAAGUCCGGAGCAGCGGAAAUGGGACUUUCUAGAGCUCGCCUGCCCCUCGCUGCUGCCCCUCCCUCUCCUUUUGUAGGCUGGGAAUCGCUGUGAUGUUUGCAAAGAGAAAGCAGCCCCCCUCCUCCUGGGUUCCUGGGUUUUUCUGUUGCAUUUGAAAAUGUCGUCUCCUUACUUUGCUCUUAGCCGAGGAGUGAGUGGAUGGGAGAAACGUACUCGGGUGAGGCUGGCCUGAGAACUGCAACGCUCCCUCCCCCAGUCGCGUUGCAUCUGUUUCCUCGUGGGUUUUUGGGGGACUGACCGCGCGGAGCUGCGCGGCAGCUAAGGCCAAUGUUAAUUUAUAGCCAGGUAUAUGCGUGUGUAUCCCGCUUCGCCGCCCUUGGCGGCGGGACAGUUUCUGUCCAGUCCGCAUUUAGGCUGUUGAGUUGGUGGUUUCUGCCAUGAUCUGUUUGAUAUUUCGACGCGCUAAUGUAUUCGGAUUUCGUUUGGGUGGUGGGGAAGGGGCUGUUUUGUUUCAGGUUUUUCCAGGUUUCACUCUUAAUUCCUAAA